Molecule: messenger RNA, 40497 nt
Organism: Porites lobata
Lineage: Eukaryota; Metazoa; Cnidaria; Anthozoa; Scleractinia; Poritidae
Source: the annotation of a GenBank genome assembly
AGCACAAUCACAGGAAACAUUUCGUUAUCCCAGCCAACUAUAGAUACAACAUUCAUAAAGCUCUAUGACCAGGAAAGACAAGGUAUUCUUUAGAGGAAUUUAUUACCUAGUUUCACACCGUAUAAUUUGGGAUUAUGAACACAAGACCUAAACAUUCAGACAGAGCAUACCAAACUGUACAAAAAUACUCAAGUUUGGUGUUUUAUUGACAACUUAUAUUAUGAACGAGAUACAGCCAAUACUUUGACAGUCUCACAAAUUUACAAGACAUCUGUGGUCGUCCCGACAGGCUUGGCCGAUAACGCCAAACAUUUCCUUGUAAUUUUCACUUUUUUGAUUGGCUGUAUCUUCUUCAAAAUUUGCUUCAUUAUAACGCUUAACUUAAUGGGGCUUCUGGCUAAGUGGUUAAUAAUACUAUAAUAUACGGGCUCAUACUUAGUACUUCUCUGUUUGAAAACAGGCAUUGUCUAUAUAUCAUUCCUUGUGUUACUUCUUGUUCCUUAACGAGCAAAAAACCUUUACGCUACUUGUUGCUUCCUGUAAAGUUAAGCCCUAUCAGGUUGAUGAUCAUGAACGGCUGUGGUGAAAAGUUAAUCUGUUUUGCUGCAAAGCAUAGGCUUGAUUCGUGAGUGCCAAAAGGGGCAAUGUUGCACAACAAGUUGCACGAUUCCGUUCCCCUUUUUGUCUUAGCUCUAAAGCUACGUGCAAACGGAGGCAACAACUCCCGACAUUGUUGGGCCAACAAUCUUGACAGUUAUUGCGCCCUUGUUGGCAGUGUUGUGCAAACGGAUGCAACAACUCCCAACAAUCUUGCCUGUGUAGUGCAUUGUGAAAAGAAUACAACCCAUAAUACUUUGGAGACCAUAUUGAACGCGCGUGCGUGGCCCCAACAAUGUUUGACAAGCUGUGCAAAUGGAUCCAUUAUGUUGUGCUACGCUUCUGUGAUCUCGGAACAAAUGAAAUGUUGGAAGCAGUAGUUGUUUUGACCAAAGUUUGACCGGUUUCAAACUUUGCGCAACAACUCCCAACAAAACACAACAACAUGUAACAACAUGCAGCAGGAUGUGCAGACGAACACGCACCAUGUAGCAUCCAGCAAUGUUGCGCCCGUUUGCAAGGCGCUUAAGUGAAGUGCUUCGCAUAAACUGGUGAGAUAAUCUUGUUCAGACUCUCCGUAUGGUUAAAUUAUCAUUCAUUAAUUUCCAACGUAGUAACUAAACUGUUUAUGUUAACACUGUCAAAUUUAGGCAAUUACGUUUUAUUAAGUGAUGAAUAAUUUUUUAUUCCAGCGACGUUUGGGGAAUUAAAUAUGGGAAAAGAUUAUUUCGAAGGAGACAUCUUGCUUACUCAACAACAGAUGGACUUUAUACAAGCAUCCAGGGACGAACUUCAGUCAAGAGACCUUCUAAAGGACACAAGAAAAUUGUGGAGUACUGCAAUAGUACCAUAUGUGAUAGCUGAAGAUUUAAGUAAGUAACCUUAGUGGGAAUAAAAUAUUUUAAAUUUUAAAGGCUGAUCAUUAUUCCACCAUGGCAGAACAACUGGGAUACAGUUUUCUUACAAGGUACCUUCAACCAGUGUGCAUUGCGAUCGUGCACUUCACCGAAAUCAUUUGCUGCAAAAUACAGAAAUUACUAACGUUCCGAUUGUAUUUGAAAAUCGGAUUGUAUCUUCACAACCUAAGGCAAUAGCAGGCUGUGAUACCCUUCUUAAAAGAAACCUAUAUACAAUCCCUAUUAUCAAACAGAGUAAUUUCUUUCGAGAUUUCUUUAUUCAGUGCUGUGAAGUGCAUGAUCGCAAUGCACACUGGUUGCAGGUGCCCCUUUAACACAAAGGAGAUGAUGCUAACCUCGUAGAACUGAACGUAUGACCUACACUGAACUGAUCAUUCAAAUUCAAUUAGAAAAAGACUUAGCGCCAUGUCUAACGAAGGCGCACGACUCCUUAAAGGAAGCUUAAGAUAAGAUAUAAGUUUUCAGUUUGAGCCUACUUUGUUUCUCCACUCACUUCACGAAAUAUCAAACGGCUUGUAAAUUCUACAUCGAUGUGGAAUGUACGAGCACUUUAGAACGACUUUUUGAGAGCUCCUAAGUGUUUUUAACUUCGUGAGUAAGUAGGAGCUCUAACAUGGCGUUAAUAGGUAAAAAUGUAACUUUACGGAUAACUAGCUCACACUUGAAAAUAUUUCAACCACUAGACAUUGCAGUGUCAUAUAUAUAGUUGCUAUACAGCAUGGAAAAGUGCGAAUAUACUCCGUUGAUUGUCUUAGAUAUUGGCGAAACUGACACAGCAAUUAAGUUCAAGCUACUCCUAUUCACGAUCCACUGUGUAAUUUUACAUUUCCAGUUACAUACCUGUAUGUUAGAUCAUUGUAUGACGUCAUUGUAGGUCCAACCAGCAAGGGGUUCAUCCGCUCCGCAAUGAAAGAGUGGAGUAGUAAAACGUGCCUUAGAUUCAGGAACAAAACUGAAGCUGAUGACGAUUACGUAGAGUUUGUCUACGAGGGAGGGUACGUAUUAGCUAAAAUAUCUUCAGAGAGGCAGUACCAAAAGAAAAAAAGUACCUACAUAUGUUGCGACGGGUGUAGUUAAUAAUCAGCUUGAUAAGACACUCAAUUGUCAUUGCAAUUUAAGUGCUUUUUAUCCAUCAUCAUCAUGAUAAUGAUCGUCAUUUAUAUUUACACACUGUAAUUUUAACAUGCCGAAUCAUAAGUUUUCAUAAGUAUCUUUUACUAGUUGAAGGCUCCAAUUCCAAAUAGCAGGAAGCUGUUUGAGAAAAGUUGCUUAAAAACCGUUCAGGGGUUGGGGAGAAACGUGGAAGUGGCGUCUUUGUUUGACCUAUGAUUGGUCAGUUUUCACAGGUUAGGUCCUUUGUACGCCGCACCUGAUUUCGACAUUUGACAUUUUUAAAAUUUGACAUUGAGAAACGGUUUUCUGGAAGUAUCUAAAAUAGUUACAGGCUCUCCCCCCGUCUUUAACUUUGCCCACCGGUUUUCGCUCGUCUGCACUGACUGAGAGCCUGGCACAGGCUAGACUUCAUUGGUUGGUUGGUGUUAGCACUAUAGCUGGAGAGCAAGGAGUCCAGCGACAUUACUUUGACGUGUCUGCAACUCAAUCCGUUUUUGAAGUUCUGCCACAGUACAUUAUCCUUUACAAUGCAACUACAAUCUAUAUAGUCGAAGUGCUAUUGAACCAUGCUGAUUUCUUAUUCUCUAAAAAUAAUGGCUUCAUUUUUAUAGUCCCUUGAUUGUUUUUAUUUUAAAACAGUUUUAGUGAGUCUCAAAAGCGUUUGCGAUCGUUGCAAGAAGAAAUUUUCCGGUCGUCACUGACUUCUUACUUUUCUUUUCAGAUGCUCUUCAUAUGUGGGACGUAUUGGUGGCAGGCAAACAAUUUCUGUAGGAAGUUCUGAUUUCAGCGUUGUUUGCAGGCACGGUAACAUUGUGCAUGAAGUUGCGCACUCUUUAGGAUUUUUUCAUGAGCACAGUCGAACUGACCGUGAUGAUUUUGUAAAAAUUCUAUGGGACAACAUUGAAAGCGGUAAGUCGUGAUAAGGUCUAUACAUAUACGAUAAAAACCAGCGUGUAUUAAAGAACCUACAUUUUUUGAAGUCUUGCAAAAAGCGGAAGCAAGCGCUUUUCGAUGUCUAAGAUUAUUGCCAAUGGUCUAUUUCUCUAUAAGGUUAAGCUUUUUUUAGAAAUUAUGUUAAUCAGUUGAGAUUGAGCUUAUUUUCUUGAUUUUUCCCGUAAGCGACCACUUUGUCGUGCACCAAGGGUGGUCACUUACGAGAGAGUCAGAUUGUAUUAAAAUGGCAAAUUUCUGCCAGCAGGCUCUUAAACAUCUCGGCUGUUACACGUAGGUUUCUACUUUAUUCGUGAUAUAUUCAUAAUAUCACAAAGCUCAACGUAACCUCGCCUUUUUCUGCCGAUAGCCUGUAAUAUUGACGUCAUUUUACCCCGGACAUCGUAAACUUCUUUCAUGUUUUUGUUAUGAAGUUAAGGUUAUGAAGAACGAGCUCGGUUAUUAAGGCCAAUCUGAGAUGGAGAUAUGUUUUGAAUGAGUAGAAAUCUAAUUUUGAUUGAGUAAAUACAGCUAUUUCGAAAAAGGUUGUCGGAAAAAGUUCACGCGACAAUCCCGAACGGUAUUAUGGGUGGUUUUGAGGUCACUGUUCUUCAAAGAAAUUUGAGAGAAUGGCACGAGAGGCCAUAGACUUGUCAGUGGCGAGUAGUAAAGGAAAGCAAUAAAGUAGACAGCUACAGUGUCAGGGACACUGUAUUGAUCAUAUCCCAUAUUAUCUUUCGGGUUUGUCGGUUGCACAAUUUUUCUUAAAGGAUAACAAGAAAAGAUCUCGGCAUAAAAGAACUCCCACGUUAUAAAUCAACAUUAAAGGUCCUGUUUGAUUUAAUACUUUGUUGUUUUGUUUUCAGGAUACGAUAAAAAUUUUAGGAAAGAAAGUGCCCUGACUGUGCACAGUCUCGGUGUUCCUUAUGAUUAUGGUUCUGUGAUGCAUUAUGGAGAAUUUUUCUUCACGAAAGAUCAGGGAUUGAGAACAAUACAGCCCUUGCAAUCGGGUGCAUCUAUUGGCCAAAGAAUUGGUUUAAGUAAAUUGGACGCUCUGCAAGGAAAUUUACUGUACAACUGCAAAGGUAGAUGUAUGUUGCCAUUACUGUAGAACUUAGUUAUCUAGGAAUCGGUUAACUCGAACUAACCUUUUUCCCCCCUUUAGCUGGAUAUUUAGUCAAUUUUAUUUCCCUAGUUUGAAGCAUGUUGAAGUUUCGCUAAGUCGAAGGAUUUUCUGUUUCCCUCGGGCGUUCGAGUUUGAGUGGUUUCUAAUAUAAAAAUUAAAGUUUCCUCAGUAAACAGAUUUUGUUCAUCGACGAUUGGGGUAUGGAGAUUUCCCCGCCAAAUGGCGUCUGACAAACGAGCGCAGAAAUUCCAUACUGGUGACGUGUCACUACCCAGAUCUGGGUAGUGCCUCUGGUUGGUAGGAAAUUUACUUCAUCCGUUCGUUUCUCAGACGUCAUUUCGCGGGGAAACAACCGGCGGCGUCGCCAAAUGUCGACUGUUUUCUCAGGCUACUAUAGAACCUGUUUUAGGUUAUUGCAAGAAGGCAAUGAAAAGGCCAUAUGGCGUAGUUUGAGGCAACUGAUCAUUUCAGCUGUUAUACCAAAUAUCCGUGGAAUUAACUAAGACUUUUGAAAUAACCUCUGACUUUAGCAGAAUUACAUAUUAAAUGGGUGAGGGAUAUGGCCAAUGGCAAAUUAAACAAGGCCAUGACGCGAAGAUAAAGCUGUUUUGAUCAAUACGGUUUAAGGUACACAUAAAACCACUGAUUAAACCAAUGCACAAAAUGCUCCUGUGGACAUCUAGAUAUAAGGAAGACAGCGAACAAAUUUCAUUAGGGAUCACUAACCACAAUAAUUUUCAGUUUGGUGAUUAAUUUUUGCUGGCAUAGUUGCUGCGGAACGACCGUAGGGAGCGAGCAGCAACGUAAUCGGGAUUUAAGGGAAAUAUAUAAGGGGCGACGAAUUCUCGAAUUCAUCACUUUUUACCACAAUGCAUUGCAUUUAACCAGAGUGCAUUGCGCCACGAACAACUCAGAAACACGGGGAAGUUCGCAUCGGUCGCUGCCCAGGCUCAGAGUUUUCUUUGUAGCAAAUUUUCUACAGCACGGUUAGAGGUCUUACCAAAUUUAAGACACGCAGAAGUCUUUCAGAUGAGUACGAUGGUUAACUUGGGGAUUGGAUUUCAAUUCAAGAGCCUUUGACUCGUCCAGGUGUUAAACCUGACGAGAAGAUGAGCAUUUGCUCUUCGACUUCGCAACACGGGGGAUAUACAAAUUCCAGCUUGCUAGAGGGUGAUGUGAAAGUGAGAAAAUGUCAUGCCAUGCUAUUCUUAAGAAUAAAUAAGAGCGGAAAUCGAGAUAACAAAACAUAUGUUUUGUGUCCUACGUUGCAGACGAGGACGUGUAUCGGCGUUUUGAGAAGCAUAAUUAUGUUCUUUCAUUCAUUCAUUGCCAUGGAAUAUGCGUUUACAUUGUUUUUUUACUGUUAAUAGCUCGAUUAAUGCGGCUGGCUAUCAUCUUGCCGGCGGAAGUUUUAUGGAAAAGGCACUAAUUAUAAAUUAAAGACUUUUCCCAAAAGCUAGGUAAUCAGUCUCCGUGGUGUAGUGGUUAGGAGUAGACGCGUUGAGCCGAUGUUGCCGGGUUCGAGUCCUAUCGAACUCCUUUUUUCCUUCUUUCUUUCUUUUUUUGCCGUUUUUUGUGAUGUUGUUUUCUAUAAAUAUGCAGCUAAAUAACCGUUACUUAUUAAAGUGCAAUAAACAGCAAGAAAUGUAUCGUGUUUCCAGAGAAAAGAUAGUGCUCCGUAUAUUAAAUAUCUGGAUAAACAAUCUGAAUUUCUAUCAUUUCCUACAGUUUACUGUGGGAAAACCAGAGUUGAUUUCCACUUGAUCAUUUUCUAAACAACGUUCCCACGAGUUCUUUAUAUAGACUGAUAUAGUAAUUAUUCUAGUACUCUCCAACAUGUAAAUAGGACAUUCAAUGUCAUUUUCGAUUCUUUUAAGUCCCACUGCCUAACUAACGCCAGUAUCAACAGAAUGUGCCGCAGCAUUACUAUGUUCUAGAUACCCUAGUAUUAGUACUAAAACUUGAUAAGGUUGGCCCAACUUAUCCAAGUUUCAAUCCAUGUGCAUCCAUGCCAUCCGUGGCAACAGAGGAAAGGGAACAGUUUCAAUACCUAAAUAAACAGGGGCACCCAACGUCAAUUUUCGGAAAAUAUCUGCUCGAAAGACGAUUUGAGAUCUAGAAUUUUCGGAACAUUUAUUGUAAAAUUUCUUGCUUGGUUGCCUCUCCUAGGAUUUUCGAACAUCUAAAAAAUGGUAUAAUUGCCCAUUUUUAACGAAUUUUUACUUUAACAACGUCACCUAGAACUUUCGGUAGCCUCUUUUCUGGCUGAAAUUUUCGAAAAGGUAAGUUUUGAUCCCUAUAAUUUUCUGAUCACUAAGACUUUCAGCUAGGAAAUGCGAACAGAUGAAAAUUUUUUUUACAGAUAAAAAUGUGCCUGAAUCUACCGAUUAAAUAUACGUUUCACAAUGCUAUGUUUAAGUGGUUUUGUACUAUAUUCUCGUUGGGUGCCCCUGAAUAAAGUUAAAUAUAGUCCCAAAUAACAAACUGGACCAUUAUUUUUGGAAUUCAAUUGAUGCAAAGACUCGUUUUAGCUUCUUAAAACGGUAGCAAAUAGCGCGACGAAGCCCAUUCAAACGGUUUAUAUUCUGGUGAAUAGCGCAGCCCACCUUUCACGGGUACUUUCAAGUUCAUUUCAAUUUGCAUAUAAAAGUGAUCAAGUAUUCUAGGGAAUCAUUUUUGUUCUUUACGUGGUCAUAAAUUUGCAAGAGUCAACAAUUGUGUGCGUCAUGGCCAAUCCUAAUAGUUGUCAAAUGUGUGUAGGGCCAGCAGGUUUCUAUAAUACAACAACUCGACCGAAUGAGGGAUCGUCAGACCAGGGAUUGUGGAACGGCAGACCAUUCCGCGAGAAGGGAGUUAAGGUGCUUAGAAAAAGCAAGGUGCAAGAACAUAAACACACCCAACAAAAGGAUAAACAUCUUCAACCUAAAGAGAAACAAGGUUCCUCCACUAAAAAGGAAAGCUUAGUUCAUAAAACUAAAAGGAAAGGUAGCCUUUUACAUACUAUGGUAAAGGGAACAAAGAAAACGAAACAAUUCACCUCAUCAGUAAAAUCUGAACCAAGUGACGCAAAGAUUAAACAAGAGCAGGGUAAAUCCAGAUCAGAGUUAUUAACAGAAAAACAGAUACAACCUGAGUUAAAGAAAGUAUACAGUGGAGAUGAUGCUGACAUAUUGGAAGGAGAUGACGAGGAGGACGAUGAUGUUUUCUACUCAAGAGGUACGUGCCUGCUGCCCGAAACAAAAGACUGUCGCAAGAUGUUUCAUUUAUUUAUUUAUUUAUACAGGAACAUCUGGUUACGUUUAGCAUUAGAAUAGAGUUAUUUUAAAAAGAGUUCUGUAAAAAAUAAAAAAAUAAAAAAUACAAAGAUACAAGGAAAAUCAUCAGAACGUAGCACACUGACAAAACACAGGAAUUCACGACAUAAAGAAAUUGGACAGACUGGCCCUUGAAGAGCUGUUUCACCAAGGACUUGAACUUGCAUAGUAAAGUCCGUUGCAGACCUAAUAUUACUCGCAAAUUUCGUGUCCGCGUCUUUUGCGAAGCAGUCAUCGGUAAUUCCUUAAAGUUACUUAAUGAUGAUAACCUAAUUAAAAGUGCUAAGAAGAAAAAACAGCUUAAUAUUUGAACUGAUCUUGUAGGAGUAAGUUCGCCUGCUGUUGCCCCAGAAACGCCGAAUCAGCUGGCCACUGACAGAGCAACGCUGGCUCAAGAAGAGGAGGAUGCUGUGCAACAACAAGACAAUGACGACAUCGGUAAGCAUCCAUAAUCAACGUCUGCUAUAUUCGGAAAAUGUCACAAAGCCAUCUAGACGUUGGCAACUUUAUAUACUUAGUUUUUUUAACAGUUCCAAAAAUGUUUUUAGUUAUUUAUUUAUUUUUUUAAAUCAGGCCUCCCAUUUAACAAUGAUCUUCAAAGUUCAGUGAGUUUAAAGUUUCUCAGUAUAACACGAUUUUAGAACCAUAAGUACAAGCGAAUGAUACGAUGGUCAUUCAUGUAUCACGGCGUUUAUUGAUUGUUCCUAAAUUUUUAUGUUACUUGGACAAAGCGAAUUAAACUCAAUAAAUAAAUACUAAAAUAAAUAAAACUAAUUAACUGAUUAAAAAAAUCGAGACUAGAACAAAAUUAAUUAAAGAUAUGUUUUAUCGAAGUAAUCUAGAAAAAGUAAAAAAAUAAAAACAGCAACAACGACAACAAAACUGCAUUUUUGUGUUUAUUAGGUGAGGAGAACUUAGGCAAAAACUUCUUCGAGGGAGACAUGAUGCUAACACCAGAACAAGAGUCUUUCUUGGAUAACAUAAAAAACAAGGUUGUCACACAAGAGGGUGCUAAACGAGCGCUUAUUAAGGACAAGAUGUACCUUUGGCCAAAAGCCAAAGUUUACUAUGAUUUUCACAAAGGAGUAGGUUAGUAGAUAAACUGAUAUUUUGUCAAAUUAGCGAUCAAGAACUUAUCAACAGGAAAUCAGCCAGAGGAACUGGGACUCAGCCUUUUUUAACCUGUUCCUUAAUUUACCGAGAGACUUCUACAACUCGACCUUAACCUCUACUUCGACUUCAUCUAAAUUCAACAAACCAACUUUUGGCGACCUGAAUAGCUUAAUACUUAAUUGUUCGGACUGUUUGGGAUACCUGACCUUAUGAGCCUUUGCUCUGCACAUCCCGUUACAUGACAAAGCAAGGCAAGCCACAACACAUUUCUGACAUGUUCGCAAGAGAGAGUGAGCCAACAGUACAAUAAGUACUACAGAGUUGAACCAAGAAAAUACUAGAGAUAAAAAACUGCGUGGUAGGACUAUAGACUUCACCCAAACACUCAGGAACCUUAGUUUAGGUGAAAGCCUAAGGUCAGCUUUAACCUCAAGCAUGCAUACUUCAACCUAUGUUCGAGUUUAACAAUUACAUAAAAUAGAAGACAAUAAUCGAAAAAACCAAGCUAACCAGGAGCUACCAGUGUGGGCUAAACCUUGAACAACCUUGCAAUAUAAACUGGAACUUAAAACGUAACGCCAUUAAAACGACCGACAAGAUGUGUCAAUUAGGCCUUAUAAAGGUAAACCCUCAGGCUCAGUUUUACUAGAGUUUUAAAAAUUAGAAAUAAAGAACUGUGUAGUUAUAGACUGUCUAUUUCUAAAAGACGUCGUAGUAUACUAACUUCAUCAUAUUUUCAGAUUAAGUAAGUGGAAUUCUGAUUUCUCUUUUUAUGUUUUUCAAUUUUAAACAGUGGUAAACUGGGUCGGUCGGUCGGGCUACAGGAACGAAACAAUUAAUGCCCUGUACUGCCUUACUAUUACUCACUCUUUUGAAAUGAAGGGUAGAUUUCAGUUAAACAAGCAUUGAGAAAUCUGAAAGAUCAGAUACAGAACUUUGUACGUAAUGCCAAGGUAUAUGGUUUUGAGCAUGAUACCUUAUUUUAUACUCUUUUUUUAUCUCUCUCUCUCUCUCUUCAAUCAUUUAAGAUAGAAUAGGCAGACGAAGGGCGCGUGCUGCUAUGCGCCAUUGGCAGAAACACACUUGCCUCAAGUUUAAGCGCGUCAAGAAUUCACCUGAGAACUUCGCAUAUAUCAAAUUUGUCUUCGAGGGAGGGUAAGUAAUCCAGUUUGUGAUCAUAACAAACCAGUAACAGCUAAAUAAAUCUAAUAGAUCCUAGAGCUGCUGUCAGCGUUGGUGAUUCCCAUUUCACAGUCCCAACAGUGACAGUGCGAGUUAAAGAAAUCUAUUUCUGAUUUUCGCCGGCUGGUUAGCUCAUAACAGUUGGCGGAGUGCAGUUCUGCUGCCGGAGGUCAAACCCGGCUGAAGCAACACUCAGGAUCUUUAAGAGAAUACCUGAGAAGGAAGUGCUGCCUUUGUAAUGACAUCUGCAAACUUUUACUUUUUUCAUAAUUACUACCUAGUACAUGUAAGUCGUUUCAUCGAAAGGCUCUGAUAAAAUAAGAUAGCGAUAGUGUGUAAGGUUUGAUAAAAUUCAAGUCUUCCCUUCUUGUUUUCUUUUUUUCAGCUGUGCCUCUCGUGUUGGUCGCGGGGGAGAUAAAGAGCAGAAAUUGACGAUAGGCAGCCCAGCCUUAAGGUGUAAGGUGGGAAAUAUCAUCCACGAACUUGGCCACGCUAUUGGCUUCUUUCAUGAACACAGCCGGCCCGAUAGGAACACUUAUGUUAGAGUUCUUAAAAAGAAUAUCCUCCCCGGUAAGUUGGUGAUAAGCAUAAGUUCUGAUCUGUUUGAUCUUCUUUAGCAAGCUAAGUUAAAUAAACCAACAAGGUACGAUUCCUGGCGAUGCCUGGUCAUGGCUUAUAUUUACAGUUUUAAACAAAUAUGUUGCCGACAGGCCUUCUGUUCAGCGGGACAACAUUAAAUAGGGAAGAGGGGAGGAAAAAUCUCAUAAUUUUUCUUUUCUUACGCUAUCUUGUAGAAAGUGAGAAUGUAGGAAUGCUAUUACUUUCUCACUGACCUGGUUGAGUUAAGACUGAUCUGUUACGCACUUUUCAAAAAUAAUGAGAUUGUGAAACACCAGGUUCACUUUUUACAAAUGGUUGGAUGUACCGACAGACUAUAUUACAAGUGACUGAUUCUACCAGUCACUGUAAAUUUCUGAGACUCUUGUUCUAGGCGCCUAAGCAAAUAGAAGGUGGAUUUAAAGACAAAACCACUGGCAAUUGAUCACCAAGUCUUUCCAGCAUCAGGCGACUUACACUAAGAUCUAAGGGCACCGUUGCUUGCAUUUACCAGACGUUUUUAUAAUAAAUAACAAUAGUGAUUGAUCUGGUUAGAAAAUUAUCUUCUGACUACAAUGGCGUUAAUAAAAUUACCGAAAUUUGAUAUUUGCUUAUUCAACAGGUUACGAAAGAAACUUUUAUAGGUUUGGUAGGAAGUGGAUCGACUCAAAAGACGUUCCAUAUGAUUAUGGCUCUAUUAUGCAUUACAACAGAGCUUUCUUCUCUCGCUUCCCUGUAAUGCUGGACACAAUAAUCCCUCUGAAAAGAGAUGCGGAAAUCGGUCAGCGGAAAGCCCUCAGCAGGUUUGAUAUCCUGCAAGCUAACCUACUGUACCAGUGUGACGGUAAGAAUUCGGUGUCUUGAUAGCCAUCCGAUCGCCUUUUGAUUAGAGACCUUUAGAUUCUAAGACGUCGAGGAAGAGAUUUUUGAAUACUAUAGUGCGCUCGCGUGGACAGCGUUAUUUUGGUGGGAAAACGCCAUUUACUUUAGCAAGAAUGUCGUUAAAAAGUUAUCACAUAUUAGAAGUGCUCUGUAUUUUUUGCAUAAAAUUAACCGUGCUAACUUUCCUGGUGACAAAAAGUACAGUUUCAUACAGUUUACUCCCGAUAACUCGAACCCUCGCUAACUCGAAUCUCGCGCUAACUCGAAUCCAAAUCAAUUUCCCCAUUCCUUCAUACAUUUACUGUAAUUUUACACUCGGUAACUCGAACCCGCGAUUAAACUUGAACCUCCCUUUAACUCGAAGUAAUUUUAGUUUCGCUCAGAUAAUUUCUAUAUAAUCAUGCCCUUGAUAACUCCAACCAUGUUUUGAGCGCUUAAAAAGUCGGGAAAAAGCGGGGUACUAGCGUCCGAAACAUUGAAUUUGAAUUGAAUUUCCCAUUUACGUGUGUAGGUGUAUAGUCUACUCGUGGAGACUGACUACUGUUUGUCAAAACAGUACUGUACAAAUAUAAGAUUCAGUUUUUAUCAAACAACCACUGCAUGUUUACAGUUAUUCCUUUCAGGUAGGAAAAAGCUUUCAGACGAAGAAAUCCAAGAGCUUAAAGAAGAAAGUGAGAGCGAGAUCAAUGAUCAAGCUUCUGAAGGUGCGUUUUGAAAACCAUGCUAUUAAAGAAUUUGUUUACCUAUGAAACAUAUGAAGAGUCCUCAAUUAUCACUGCAUUAUAUUCCAAAUUUUGAGGAGAGGGGACUGAAAGCAGCCAAGCAUUUCAUAGAGAAAUCUCUGCAAGAAGCAAGGAAGAAAAAUAAACUUACAGGCCAAGUUCUAGUGAUGGAAUCUCACAUAUAGAAUGGACGGGGGAUUCUCGUGGUCUUGCAUAGGGGUGUAAAUUAAUUGCACAUUUUGGUCUCACUUAGAAUACUCAUGUAGAUAUCGUUUAGGGUUGUGUGUGAGGAAAUAUUUUCGAAUAAAAAAUAACAUCAAGACUAAGCAAAAGAACAUCCUCAAGCCCGAUAAAAUCACUAUGGCAAGGAUGUUUGUUUUCCUGUUUUAGUAACAUGUCUUUUAGGGGUAAAAUAAACCCAGACCAUCGUGAACCACACCCAGACUGGUCACCCCUUUAGGCGCUUAAUUGUUGUUUUCCGACGAACACCCCCAGAGGGGAUACUUUCUUAUAUGAGGCUAAUAGUGAUAAGCUGCUGGAUGGGACCGCAUUUUUACGACUGGAUUUACUAUAAUAGGGUCGCUUUUUCAAUAUAGUUACUAGAAUGGGGUCGCACAUUUUCGAAUUUUUGGGGGUAAGACAGUUCUUCAUAUCUACAGUCAGCAAGCGUAUAACCAGAAUGUUUGUACUUUAGGUGAAAAGUAAAGUGUUCUUCAUUCAAUUUAAAAAAUGGGUCAAUUUAUUAAAAUAGAAAGUGACUAAGUUGAAAUCGCGAAAAUUACAUAUUUGACCCAAAGUGACUAAGAUGGGGUCUAUAAUUGGCCACAGAACAGACUAUAAUGGGGUAGGGGCACUGAGAGGCCAGCGGCACAUACCCAGCGAAAAUUAUAUUCACUAUAUUCAUUCUGAAUCAAUUGCUCUUUGUACAAUACUCUAGACUACAUAAGUAAGAAAGAACUUACAAUGAUUUGUGCUUUUUUCCACUCUUCCACCAGUCUUCUGUGCUGAUGUGUAUGAUAGCGAUUCAUGCAAUUCAAUAAAGAAUCUGGGAUAUUGUCAAAAGUUUCCAAACAGCAUGAGGACAACGUGCGGGAUCACGUGCAACUUAUGCGGUAAUCACUUAACCUAACAUCAGAUCUUCAAAUUUGUUUUGGUCUCAUUAGGGAACAUUAGACUGCCUUAAGUAUUAACCUUAAUAAACCGUGAAACUAGCUUGAAGUCAAGGAUAACCUUCACAUGCGAAUGGUUUUAAUGAUAUAUGCUCCUUCUUUUGUCUCGACUCCAAAGCUUCUGGCAAGAAAGCACCGCCUAGUUUACUGCCAGAUUUUCGAAUACAGUCUUUCUUUCGCCUUUAUAAAAGAGCGCAUUAAUUGAAAUUUUACUACCCAGUUAUUUAAUUUACCAUUUUACAUAUUUUACAUGCCCCUUGUUUUUUUGUGGUCUGCUUGUAUCUCACAUUCCGCCAAUUUAACACACCUUCUAGCGACCAAAAAUUUCCCACUCGGUCCGACCACCUCUGGCAGAGAUGGUCAUCAUUACUUCACUAGAAAGCUUAAGCAACAACAAAGGCGACGGCUACGAGAACGAUACUUUGAAGUAAAAGGUGAAUUCACGCUGCUUUAAACUUUAUCGCGCUUAUUUCAUCUGUUCAAUUCGUCAAAUGUUGGCGAAAUCGUAUGGAUCGGAGUUGAAUUCUAAGGGACUGUAUCGAAGUUCGGGAAAAGAAAAACAAUUAGUCGCUCUCUUGUGUUCACGUCCCUUAGUAUAGUUCAGGAUGGUUCAAGUUCACGUCGUAUUCGUGCAACGAAGGAAACUGUACAAACAUGUGUGCUGCACGUGCAGAGUUGUUGUUUUGCUUAUCUAAACUUUUGCAUUUUUGCCGUUCUUGUUGCCGUCACCGUCGUCGUUGCUUAAGCUUUUUUUUUGUGUUCCACAUCUUCCUUUUCACUUUCAAGUGAAUGGCCGCCCGUCUUCUGACCCACUUGAAGGAAAUUCCACGUCACUCUGUCAGAUUUUAGUGACAAAAAGGUUCAAACUCCUGGGAAAUUAACUGAAUCGCCUGUCUCAGCUUUUAUUAUAGCACGUUCUCCUUAUCUUACAAUUUAACCAAUUUACCAUCAAAAAUGUUUUGAGCCCACAAAAAUUGAGCUAAAAGGUUUACUCCCUUUAUGUGCACUUUAAACAUUCGCGACAGAAACGUGAGAUUAGUUAACCUUAAUAAUAUCUUGACAUUCUCUAACCUUUCACUAAUCACUAACGCUCCCUUGCUUUAACUCUUUAAGUAUUGAACGAAGUGAUUUAAAGGGCAUAUGAUUUACUGAUUUUUGAAAAGGAUAUGUGAUCUUGAUUCUUACGUUUCUCUAAAGUUGAAAAACUAUCACGAAACUAUUGCAACUGAUAAUUACAGUCUCUAAUUUUGACCACAAGCCAACCUAAUAUUCAUUCCUCUCACGCAUCAAUUAGUUUAUUUCUUUAAAAUAUCAAGUGAAUGAUUCGUAAAAGAUUGAAUGAAAUUGCCUGACUGUAUAGUCUACAUAACACAAAAGUCUCAUAGCACUUUCAGUCAGUAUUAACUUGAUUAUCAUAAAAAAGAAAUUGGACCAUCAUUUUGCAUCAUAAUGCAUGAAACUAGUUUCAUUUAUUCCAUCUACUUAUUUGACAAAAAGUAGUACGAUCAAUAUGACAUUAUUUAACUUGUAGGAACCAAUCGCCAUCAACCUAGAGGGUUGAAACGGCAGGCAAAGCGGAAAAGUUUGGUGAACAAACUGAAGAGCACUCCGGCUUUCAACGGGGACACCGCUUUGAAAAGAACUUUGCCUGCUACGCACAGCUAAAUGGGCUCAGAUGUUUGAUUCUGAGCGAGGUACAUUUUGUGUCAUUUUACCAAAACAGGUUAAACUGCAUUUUAAGGCAGUAGAUUUGCCUCGAUUGAACUAACUUUACCCAGAAUAACAGUGUGCUACACUAACCACACGUUAACCAACUAAAUAAAUCCAAACCUAAAGUAACCAUUAAUAACCUGUACUUAGAGAGGAACUCACUAUAGUGAAAAUUUAAAAAAAUAUAUUUAUUCGAUAAUCAUGCGCAGUAGGCGAAUAAUAUAAAGAAACUGAAAUCAAUGAUUAAAUGACAUAAUAUGAAUAUAAAAAUUUUGCUUCAAAACUAUAGCUAACUAAAUGGUUUUGCACAAAUUCAGUAUUAAUUUUGGUAAAUAUAAAUGGACCCACAAGCCCAAUAUUUAUUGUUGUUUUAAUCAAUUCCUAUAUUUAUUUGUGAGCAUUUGGAUAUUGUAGGAGAGAGCGAUCAAUAAGAACUCCUAUGUCAAAUUUGUUUGUCAAGGAUUUUAAAAACAGCAUUCUCUUGCAGCAGAUAACAGUGUUAAUAUAAGGUGUGACUCUGUCAAAACUCUUUUGGGUCUAAGAAGUGUUCCAGGGCGGGUUAUUAUAAUAACACCUUUCGCUCUACCAGCCUACUACCCUGCGAGCAGAGGCCCUUCUAUCUUCCUAUCUAGGAAGAUCGAAGGGCCUCUGCUCACAGGGUACCAGCCUACAGCUCAGUAGGGUUGAAAAUUUCGUCUUACAUUGACGAUAUAACAGGUAUGGAAUGAGGCAAACAUUUAACCCAGGGAUUCAGACGAACUGACAUGAAACUGCUUAAUACGUUGUCGUAAACAUAUAUGAUCUGCGAUAAAUGCAACCGACAAAACAGAGUAACGUACAAGUCUAAUAUAAUUCUCAAUGAGCCUCUUGAAUAAAAAACUUGAUGUCGCGAUCCGAUACAUUUUUAGUCUCCACAUGUACAAAGCAAAAAAAAAAAUCAAUGAACGUCUUAACAAUCAAUCUCAUUUCUUUUUUCAUAGCAAUGAGUGGUCGAAAGAAGGAUUCGCUGAAGAAGGAGUAGCCGGAGCGUAUCAUCUGUCACUUUCAGUCACCAUUCGUACACUUUUUCUGAAUAAAUCAUUUUUAGUUUUUUCUCUUCAUCUAACUAGAAAAAUAUUUUUGUGUCAAAAAAUGUUCUCACCGUAAGAAAAGAUCUUCCUGACACCCUGUCACUUGAAAGGGAUAGUCAGAUAAAUUAAAUUCCUAGUUAAGAUUUUGAGUUGGAUCUUUGAAUUGGGUUAUGAAAGUCUUUUCAUGCUAACUACCAAAAAUAAAUGUAACUGUCAAAAAAAAAAACCUUCAAUGGACUAUUUGUUAUUUUUUCCUCUACAAAAAUAAAUUGAAGAAUUCUUUUAUCAAGCUUCUUCCCUCCCCAUCUUUUCAGUAAGCCUUAUAAAAGAGCGAUCUUAACUCGAAAUUCGGACUCGAUAAUUCGAACAACCUAAAAAUCCAGGUAGAAAAUCCAACUGGAAAUCCUAACUCGGUGAGUAGGUGGAUAUCGAAAUGACAAAAUUAAUAGCGACCAUUAGUUAAUAGAAUGAAUGAUCCUCGUAGCUCAUAAUGACUGAAAACUUGCGGUAGUGAUAAAAAAUGGCAUGUUGCAUUUUAUUAGGUUUUCUUUGCAUCGGAGUAGGAAUAUUAGCAAUUAUUGAAUGAGACUGAGAAGGAUUUGAGGAAUUAUGCAGAUCGAGGAGGAUGUUAUCCACCGGGGCUUAAGGCCGAGAUGUAUAAUAUCUUCUGAACUAAAUAAUUGUUUUUAAUUAUUAUUCGUUCAAAAUAUUUCUAAGUUCUCAAAAUGCUUACCUCCUCGUAGACCGGCUUUCUUCAAAACUUUGGCCUAUUUCUCUGCUCGGUUUCAGAAUGUAAACAGAUGUUUAAUUUUGCAGAGAAGCCUCAAAAGGUAAAUGACAUCCAUCGAGCAAUAUGUAUUGCGUAUUCUUGCAUUUCAUCCAUCCAUUUUAAGUCAGAAGUUAAGCUAUUUCGUCUUCGAAUAGCUGUGACCGCCGUUUUUUAGUUCACUUUUGCCCUAGCAGCCUUGUUUCCAAUCAGAUGUACCAUCGAAUCGAUGGUGUAUUGCUUGUAUCUUCCAAAUAUGGUAAGCGCCCGUUGGUUAUGGAAAAUUGGCACGGGCAUUGAAGCCAAUCAAAAACCGCAAAAUAUUUUGAAUGAAUAAUAAUAAACAUUAGUCAAGAGUAGAAUCGAGGCAUAACCUGUUGUCAGUGUUUUUGUCAUGCAUUUACCAGCUCCCUCUUCCCAAAUCGAGGAUAGAGGGCCUCGGUAACGUGGGCAAUUUCAGUACAACUCUUGAAAAAAUGCUGCUACAAAGUAUUUUAAUUUUAUUCAUUUGUUUUGGAAUUUGCGGUGGUUAGUUUAAAAGCUAUGCUCCUUUAAUCACCGAGCUCUUUUUGUUAGGACUGUUCUACAGUGUUCUAUCUUGGUUUUUCUUCUUUUAAUAUCUUAUUUCUUAAUUAGAUUCUUUUUAAAUGUAACAUCAUAAAAUGUGAAUAAAUAAGUAGCCUGAACUUAACUGGCUGGGGCUGAAAUCUAAGAGUUUAAGGAACAGUACUAGUGGUGACUGAGUUUACUUUCUGUGUACUCUUAUAUUAUAUCAAAUAAUCGGAAGUGCAAGGGACAGGUCCCGAUGGCAAAAUGGGUACCCUUACCAAACGUCUCACUGUCUGAAGAACAAGUCAAAGAGCAGAAAUUCCCUUGACACGUCACCACCCAGAUCUUUGUAGUGCUUCUGAUUGGAUAACUGAAGCAAAUUUUCAACCAAUCAGAAGCACCGCCUAGAUCCGGGUAGUAAUCGUCAUCAGUACCUCACGAAAUGUUAGCUCUUUUCUCAUGUUUCUCACUCUCAGUUUGAUACAAGAAACAAAGUUUUAUUUUCAUGAUAACACUUUCUUACAACUGAAAAGCAAAAUUAAAUUAGUUAAGUCGAGAAAGAGGUGUGGUUGUGUAGGUAUGACCGAAGUUCAAAAUCCACGUUUGUAGAAAUUUAGACAAGAAUUUUUUUUUGAAACUCACUGAGUAUUGUAUAUUUAAGUUUAAUUAUUAUAUUUUUAGAAUGUCCGUAGCAAGGACUAGAGAAGGUAAAACUAAUAAAAUUGGUAUUGUUGCAAAUUGCAUGGAAGCUCAGGAAAACAGAAAAGUGUAGAGCGGAGGAAAUUUAAACUGACGUUUGCUCUUGAAUAAUAGUCCAAACUUUUAGCUCGUUUUUGUUUUGUUUUGUUUUUUGUUUUUUUUUUUCCGGAAUAUUUGAUACUUCUAUUUAUUCAUUGUGCACAAUAAAAAGGAAAGGAGGAAUCGGGAUUUGGAAGCUUGUUAACUAUUGAUGACUGUGGUUUUAACCUGCCCCUCAGCUUCUUGGAUUACAAGCAAACGGGUCAAGUCGGUCAAGUUAGGCCUUAAGUUAUACUGUAUUACACUUUGUUUUCAGUUCCGAGCUUUCUCCGAACCACGAGCAUCAGGUUUGCGUGGCACAAAUACAAGGUAGAUGAUAGGUGACUGGCCUGUCAGGCGUAGGGUUGACCAAGGGCAGAUUAGGGGUGGACCGAGGGGGCCGUGGCCACUCCUUUUUCUUUGAAAUUUUGUAUUAUUUUUUAUGGAACUCUCAGAAAAAUAAAAGGUAUCUAUAUAGUUGGCAAGUGGGCAAGUGUCCCUGUCACCCCCUUUCUGAGUUUUCUGGAUGCGCCCCUGCUGACAGUUGCCAAACUAACGUUUCCACAACCUGUACCUGAGUAGUCAACUUAACAGUCCAAAAAGUACUGUCUGAUUGGUCAAUCUGUUAACUAGUCUUUUGUCCGUUAAGCCUUGGUUUUAUUGGCUAUGUAGCCUUAACGUGAGUGGUACGUUUCUACGGGUCUUUGGUAUUGUAAUGAUGAUCAUUGUAUCAUAUUUAAUUGGUGUUUUUUUUGUUCAUUCUGUUGUUCUCAGUUUUGCUUGAGUUUGUCGAUAAGUUGUUUGUAAGGUGCCAUUAACUGCUGGCUACGAUUUUUCGACCUGUGUUCCAAGGUUAGCGGCUGGUUAUCAAGCCAGCUUGUUCUAUAGUGAGUCGAUGGACAAGUUAUAAUUUGAAGCCUACGUAAUGCAUUUAGCUCAGUAUACAGAUAAUGCAGGGCGAAAGAAACAACAAUAAACGACGAGUAAAAUGGUAAGAACAAAAGAUAAAAGAGUGGAUGAUUAUCACUAAAACAAAAAUAUGCCAAGCUCUAUGCUUUUCCCUCUGGAAUGGAGUUUGGUUAAAAAAGCUUAUAACAAUCAAAAGUAAAAUGCUUCAAACAAUCGCAAGUUGACGACAGGGUCUAGAGUAAGUCAUAUAGUUUACAGCGUUUAACUACAGGUAAGUUGACAGUAUAGCAUCCCCCGGAGACAUAAAAACUAAACAGUUCAAUUAUUCAAUACCGGUAUGAGGUAUGCCGCUUGCACGCUUUACAGUUGCGAGUAUCAAUUCGCCACGAGCAAAUAACCAAUUAGAAAUGCCACUUGACCUUUCGAAGAUCGCAACGAUAUACAAAUGCUACUCUCAUUUAUCACAGCUCAUUUAUUUCACAGCAAAUGAUGUUUCUAUAGCAAAACCAUAAUUUUCUAUUCAAAAAUGUCGAUUAAUGGUAGUAUAAGAGUUCUGGGUCUCAUGAUUUGAAGCUAGAUGUGGUCACGAUCGAUCACGCGCAUUCGCAUAAAAGAAUAAAUCAUCAAUUGAUAUGCAACUAAAAGAAAUCGAACGCGUUUAGGACGCCCCACACUCCCUGGCGCAUGCUGACAUAAUGAUUGUAACAGACUUUCUUUUUUUUUUAUUAAGUGUUACUACGUACGCAUACUCGAACGAUUCUACCUCUUGAAUAGAUCUGAGUAGUUGUUUUAAUUUUCGUUUAUCCUACUGAGUUACAGAAAAGAUUAUAACUAAGAAGACUGGAAGGUAACUAUUAUAAGUGAUUGUUCCUCGCGAUUAAAUUCUAAGCGGUACCAAACAGCAGUUUACUUUUGAGGCUAGUCGUUUGGCAAAAAAAUACCCUCUGGUUCUUUAGUAACAACUGGAGACUUUGACCGGUAGGAGGCUAUGGAACAAACAUUGAAAUGUCGCUGGUGAAGGUGGGGGGAGGGGAAGGGGAUGUUUUUUGGCCCUAAAAAACUUUAAAGUUGACCAUUUAAAACCUUUCAAGUUAUGACCGUCAAAUUUAGCUUAGGUGUUCGUCAACAUUGACGUUACCUUGGCAACCGAGUUUUUUAAUAGCCUUUUUUUCAAAAUUAGCAUUUUUUCUAGAUUUCUUGUUUGAAUUAUCUUUAAACUUUAUCUAGCGUUCGUUGAUCAAUUUUGUUUACAACUGCAUGACUGCUCAUGCAACCCAAGCUUUUCAGAUACUAAUUUAAGAAAAACGUGAAUUUGAAAUGGCCUUAUGUCAGGUCAAUCUCCCGCGUCCCUAGCGCUUUUCCCUUUUUGGGUCGGCGGAGACAGAGCAAAUUAUGAGUAAGUAAGCAAUACGUACAUGGGGCUAGUUGUGAAUUAAUUUAUAGUGCAGGAUCUGCUGCUGACAAAUGGCGGAUUAUACAACUAUAAGCAAUUAAACUAUAUAGAGAUAUUCUCUUUAGCUAAAAGAUAGCAGUAACCAAGAAUGAAAGAAUGCGUUAGCGGUUGCUUUGUGCAGCUGCGAUAUACCGCGUAUUUCUAUUAGACAAAAGCAAAGUUGGUGGCGGUUGAGGUCAUGCAGUAUUUACUAAGACAUUCACAUAGCGGCCAUAUUCUAUUAGGUCACUGUUAUCUGUAGACAAGCGCUAACAGACAAGGGAGGAUCCUACCGAGAGAGACUCCUAUCAAGGGAGGCUCGUCCAAAAUAUAUAUAACGGAGAGAUUUCUUCUUAUAUUUACUUAAACCUCUAUAUUCAGUUAUAUAUUAGUGAAAGGAUAUAUGGAUACAUUUGGCAAAGAAGCUCUUGAAACCCAUAACAAGCUCCGUGCAGCUCACCAGGCGCCCGCUCUCAAGUGGUCUAGCGCCCUUGCUCGUGACGCCGAAGUCUGGGCCAAACAAAUAGCACGAGAUGGUCGCCUUCACCACGACAACACCAGCGACGGAGAAAAUGUGUUCAUGGUUUUUGGACGAGAAAUUGACGGAAGUGAUGCCGUGAACAGUUGGUAUAGUGAAGUAAAGGAUUAUGAUUUCAAUAAGCCUGGUUACCAGCCGAAAACAGGUCACUUUACACAAGUUGUCUGGAAAGGUAGUGAGGAACUGGGAAUAGGCAAGGCCAAGAGUGCUGAUGGGAAGAUGUUCGUGGUGGGUCGUUAUCGACCGGCAGGAAAUAACCUGCGAGCCUUUCAAGAAAAUGUUUUCCCAUCAAAGGUGCGUAUUGAGGCGGACAUAACAUUUUUUGCUUUUCGUGCUUGUGGUUUGAAACUACUCUGUGAUAAUGCUAGCAUCUUUCGACUUUAUCAUUCAACUGCUACUAGAGUUAUUGUUUCAAGUGGUUUAACCACUUCGAAAAGGGUUGAAAUACAGAAAUGUCGUGUGAUUCUUACUGAACCACUUGAACAAUACGUGCGCUCGGUGUCUGUCGAAUACUUCUUUAAUCGUCUUAGGAACAAAGCAAAUUCAAUUAACGUCUUUUAAAAAGACAACUUUAUUUGAUUUUUUUUUUACAGUAAUGAGUUGAAUCGUUCCAAGAAGGAUUCGCUGAAGAAGGAAUGAAUAAGUUGACUCAUUUAUUUCCUAACGCCACCUGUCCGAAAAAUUAACAUUUUCUUCAUUCUUUUGUUCUUUUCUUUAUUUGUGCAACUGGGUUGGCGCUCUAUUGUCUGUAAAAAAUUAAAUGAUACUAGUUUUGUCAUAAGAAUGUAGCCAGGAAGAGAUACUUGAAACAAAUAAAAGUGGUAUUGUCGCGAAGUGUUAGCAGUAGAGGUGAAAGUGGUUGAGUUCAGUUUAUAAGAAAAGUGGAAGUAAACACUGUGACGGUCCAGGACAACAAGUUUCUUGCAAAUAUUUGGAACUUUCCAUCCAUCUUUGUGCAUGACAAACAUCAUGAAGGAAGAAAAUUGGCGAAUUGAAAAUCGCGAUUACUAGCCGCUGUUGAUGACUGGACUAAAGUAAAGCAAUGUUGUUGGAAAGUUUAACCCGCAAUCACCACAGAAAUACAAGCCGAACCAAGCAAAAUCGUUGCCACGUCGCUCGCAGGCUACUUGCACCGCUUGCAGUUGGUUGCUCGCGGAAGACUCUGGCAAAACUCGUGCGGCUACACAGCCGUUACAUCGUUCACUCUCCCGUAAACUGCGUUAGCGGAUCGUUACUAAAACGGGGAAGAGGCCGGGAGCGGGGAACUAGUAGGUACGUACGGGGAACGGGAAAAUGAAAAAAUGGAACACAACCGAGAAUUGGAAAUGAGGUUACUGGUAGAGCAACAAGUUUAAAGGGGCACCCAACAAUGGUUUCCUCCUAAAUACAUUUAAAACACUUUUUAGGCUAUCCAGAGUACUUUCGGAUAUCUAGAAAUACAUUCUAACUGGAGCUAUAAACUGAUUUGUAUCUGUUCGAGGCCCAGGGAACUUGAGUUUUUUCGAAAUUACAAGGGCUUGAGUAUUAUUUUUUCAAACAUUUUAGAUGAAAUUUGACGUAUUACGAAAGUGAGACAUUUUCUGAUUCCUCUCGCCAUCACAUUUUUGAAUCCGAAAAAUUUAGGUUCCCCUUUUUCUACGAAAAAUAGCCUAACUUAGGAAGUAAAAUGUGAAAAUUAAACUUCUGGAAAUUGUAGGGGAUAUAUUUAUAAAGAUAGGAAAUUCUAGGCAAUAUUCGCGUCUCCGAACAGAUAUUUUACAGGGAAAACAGUCGUUGGUUUUCCCUGAAGUUAUUACGUUUUGUUCCCAUAUUUCACUUUCCUGUUUGGUAACAUCCACGUUACCAGACGAUUGCGUCACACAAAAAUUAUUAACUCACCACGAGCAAAUAAUCAUUAAUAAUGCGACCUAACUGUUUCGCGAAAAGAUGGCAACAACACACGAACACUGUUUGCCUAAAAGGGUUCCGCGCAGCUGAAUCUGUUUCCCGCAAAAACAUAACAGGAUAAAACAUCCUUACUGUAAAAUAAAGGUGUUAUGGCCCCAUAGGAUGUCCAUCAGACGUGUGUGAUUGCGAUAUGGAACGACCACGCGCAUUCGUAUAAAAGAAUAAAUUAUCAAUACAAUUGAUAUGCAAAUAAAAGAAAUCGAACGCGUUAAACAAAAUUAUUAACACAAUCACCAGACGACUGACUUGCACAUUCUUUUGUUUCAGCUUAAGCCUUAAUCUUCAGUUAUUGCAUAUUCGCACGAUUCUACCUCUCGCGCAUUGCUUUUAUCCGACUAUAAAGUCAAAACUGUAACUGCGAAAAGGUAUUUAGAAGACGAGAAGGUAAGUAAUUUAAAUCAUGAUAGUGAACUGUCCAAGUGAACUCUUGAGCUGCGAGCGACAGACACAUAUAUAACACACUACUUUUCAGGCCACUCGUUCGCCAAACAAUUUAGCUUAGAGUGACUUAAGACUUUGCUAUUGGGAAUGACUUAGUGAUAAGUCUUCAGAUAGGAAGAGAAGGAAUAGAUUUAUUAAUAUAUCUGUUUUUGGGACAUACAUAUUAAUUUCUAACAAAACAUACCUUCGAAGUCUUGAAAAUACUGUACUCCAUAUUCAAAUAUUCCAGGAACAAAACCAAAUUCAGGUUAUAUAAUACUUAAGCUGUUGGUCUGGUGCUCUCACUGUGGUACGUGUACCACUGGGUUUAAUUUUUCUUAGAUCACGCUGUCAGUCGACAAGAGAGCUGUCACCUUUGCACAUUAAAAAGUAGGUCUGCAAUGCGUAUAUGUCGGUAGUGCUCAAAAAGUCUGCAAAUAUAUACCCCCCUCUCAUCGCUCCCGUCACCGGACACUGACCGGAACGUUUCGGGAGAUCGAGAACAGCUAUCCAACUGAUUAUAAAUAAAAUUUUAGCUUAGGAAACUUAGUUGAUAAUAAGUCGAACUUGCAUGCUUUUUUAACUGAUAAUGAUGCCCUCGCUUUUCCUUGCCUCCUGCUUGUUCGAAGAACCCCAAGUAGCGAUUUGUUUACAAAUAUACUGUGGUUUUGUUUGUUGUACAAAACCUUACAUUAGGAGAAAGAGAAAUGGAUGUAUUUUCAAAGACUGCUCUUGAGGCUCACAACAAACGACGUUCGGCGCACAACGUGGCGGCGCUAAGUUGGUCAAAUGAUCUUGCAAGGAGUGCACAAGUGUGGGCAAACAAACUAGCCAAAGAGGGGAAACUCAAACACGAGCAGCUGAAAGGUGUUGGCGAGAAUGUGUUUAUGUCAUCUCAGGGCUUUGAUACGGCAGCAGAAGAGGCCACGAAAUCUUGGUAUUCAGAGGUACAGUGAUGUCAAUCGAUGCUUUGGCAUUGGCGGAUCCUGAGGACCAAAAGGAGGUCCGGAGGGCCGAAAAAAUUAUUUUGGAGACUGCCCCCCUUAUCUCAGGGUCUGGAUGAACCUUAAACCCCCUUAUCUGAAGGUCAUCGCAGUUGUCCUUUUUGUAAACGGUCUCCGCCAUUUUUAAGACGCUUAGAAAAUUUUUGACCGGUUAUUGAGAGUGUACCUUUUAAAACGAACGAAAAUCGCAACCCAGGGUGGAACCCGGACCUCCAACCUGGACCGUUCGUAUCCUAAUCUCUCUCCUUUACCACACCAAUCCUCCAAAAUUCUGAAAAAUCUAAGUACAUAAACUAGUAAACUGUUUUUAUUAACUGAUUCACCAAUAACAAGUGACCCUAGCACUUUUCAUAACUUUUGACGUAAAUUCAACUUGGGCUUCAACGUCGUUCUUUCUAAGACUACUCAAAAACGUAUUAUUUGCCUUAUUGUAACUUAAUCCAGGGAAUAUAUUGCAUCUAUCAUGACUAAAGGCUUGGUAAGCAUAGGUGGCAUCGACAGUGGCAACGAUUGUUUACGAAAAGGAAAUAGGCUCGCCAUUAUAGUAGCACUAGUUUCAGGGGCACCAAACGAGAAUAUUGUUCAAAACCACUCAAAGUAGCAUUGUUAAACGUAUUUUAGUAUUUAAACGGUACUGACAUAGGCAUAUUUUUGUAGCCUAAAAAUUUUUCAUCUGUUCGGAUUUCCUAGCUGGAAGUCUAGUGAUCCGAAAAUUAUAGGGAUCAAAACUUACCUUUUCGAAAAUUUCAGCCAGAUAAAAAGCUCCCGAAAAUUCUAGGUGACCUUUUUAGGGUAAAAAUCCGUUAAAAAUGGGCAAUUAUACCAUGUUCGAAAAUCCUAGGAGAGGCAGGCAAGCAAGAAAUUUUAUAAAAAUGUUCUCAAAUCAUCUUCUGAACAAAUAUUUUCCGAAAAUUGACGUUGGGUGCCAAUGUGCUCAUGUGUUCUCAUACUGAUAUCCUCUAGCUGUUUGGCGGAUACCAUAAUAUUUUCCUGCUUUCGUACGAUAGAUACAACGGUAUGAUUUCAAGACAGGAGGCUAUCAGUCAGGAACUGGUCACUUUACUCAGGUGGUGUGGAAGGACUCUGAGGAGCUGGGGAUGGCUAGAGCCAAAAGUGCCGAUGGAAGCGUGUUUGUUGUAGCCAGAUACCGUCCAGCGGGAAAUAACUUGAGCUCCUUUGAUGGAAACGUCCUUGCAAAGGUGGGUUAGUCGAUUUGACUUAGGUCCCGUUUAUAUGGGGAAAACUUGUCCCGGGUUGAACAGUUACUCGCCUAGUACCCGAGCUACUGUGUCUCCGCCAAGGGUGGGUACUUUAGGAAUUUCUCGGUGGGGAUCCCUGGAACCCUGGAACCCUUAACCUAUACCAGAGCUAGUUCAGCUGAAUUUUGCUACCCUAUACUAGAGUAAACUCCCCAAAUCCCCCCUAUCCUAGAGUAGCUGUUUUCCAGAAACUACUGAGGUCACUAGCACAGUAGUCUAGCCAGAACAAAACCUUGUACCACAAUCCCUAGUCUAGAUAAAAUCUUCAACCAACUGAUCAGUUUCCUGAAAAAUUAUACCCUAUUCUACACCCAAACGCCGCUGUUGAUUUACAUACCCUAUCCUAGAGUAAAUUGCUUGAAAACCAUACCCUUCGCAGCGGCACAUACCUAUAUAGCCCAUAUAUCGCAGUACCCUCCCCCCCCGGGAUUGUGGCUACGUUGGGCGAGCCACUGAAUAUCCUUUUUACAAGAGAAACAAAAAGAUGGCUCUGCUAGUGGGUGACCCGGACAAUUUAUUCAAAUAAACACUUUGGCUCACACCCAGCCAGGUCAACUCGGUCAAGGCGAAACAAUCAGAGAAUGCGCGAGUGCUGUUGUCAAAGACAUAGAGUCGGUUGUUUGAACGAAUUGCCUUGGUUUAAGAAAUCUUUGGACCUCCCGAUCUCUUCCGUGAUGGGCUAUUUCAAGAAGAUAAAUGCUAUUGUAGUCUACCCAUUAUUCAUAAAACUGUUCACGGUAAAUGAUUCUUAGAUAAAAGCAUCGGGCAAACUUAAAAUAGUUUAGAACGCGGUUUUGUUAAACAUUGUCUGCCUAAACUCCAUUUAAAUAACCGGCCCAUAGUGUCUUGUGUGAGCCUGUGGCUACCCUCCUGUUCUGUCAGCUGACUUAGAGCUGUGUAAUUUAUUGCUAUACAAGUAUCUUUACUUUCUUUUAUUUUCCUCCUUUUUUUGUUAAACCAAACCAGAUCUUCUCCGACGAAGAGAAACCACAAGGUAAGUUACCUUUGAUUUAAAUGAUCAGGUUUAAAUUAAUAGCAUCCUAUUGAAAUGAAAAGUGGAAUUUAAAGAGAAUUUUGAAUGAUCUUGACAGUGGUGGUAAUGAUAAAAUUUACGUUAUUUCCCCGACUUUUUUUCUCCCUUUCAUUAAGAAAAAGCAAAUAUUCCUAAGGAAACCUUGUCCAGCGUGAAGGAAGAGCCAUCAAAGGAUAUAAAAACCAUUCCUAUUUCUCCUCUAGGUGGUAAGUAUGAUAAUCAUGAUUAUUCUAAUAAUAUGCGUUAUAAAUCGAUCCAACGUUUACGUAGUCUGCUACACAGCCGUUUUUGAAGCAGACUUAAUUUUAAGCCGGCGGCACUGGAGUCCUUAGUUACUGAUUUUAAUGGAAGGAGACAGUUAAGAACUUUGAAGUUUAAGCUCGUUUGAAGUAUUAUUUUUUGACGACAGGAUAUUCCCAGCUGGUCACCCAACCAGUUUUUAACACCGACCGGCAGGGCUCAACUUGACUGCAAAACCGAGUAAUUAACGAGGGUUUGCGCGUCGUAUUGUUACUGUCUCACUUCUUCAUCUCGCCUGUUCCCCUGGGAAUUUCUCAAACUUGCAUUUUUCUCCUCGAGCACUUAAUUGGUCAAUGGUAUGAUCUUGUCUUCAAAUACAGUUUUAUUUAGGAACUCGAGGCAUAAUUUUUACACAAGCAUAUUCCUGUAUUUCAGAUGCUUUUAUUGAGAAGGUGUUACAAGUGCACAACGAAUUACGUUCCCUUCACAACGUGCCUCUUUUAAAGUGGUCCUCUUUACUAUCAAGCGAGGCGAAAGUUUGGGCUGAGAAGUUGUCGAAGAGUGGUGAACUGUGUCACGCAAGUAAAGAAGAAAGAAAAUAUAAGGGUGAAAACAUCUGUCGCAUGUCUAGCCACUACGAUGCUGCUGAUGCUGUAAGAGUAUGGUAUUCAGAGAUUAAGAACUAUAAUUAUGACUUACCAGGGUUUAGCCUUGAUACAGGUCAUUUUAGCCAGAUUGUGUGGAGAGAUACCCGUGAAGUUGGGGUGGGAACGUGUAAGAGUCCAGAUGGGAGACUGAUGUACAUGGUAGCUAGAUACAAUCCUCCGGGAAAUGUGCUAAAAAAGUUUCAAGAAAAUGUUACCCCUCUAGCUAGCUGAAACAAAUUAAACGUGAGCAUGGAGGUGUUUUAGCCAUUAAUAGUAAACGCGUGUAGCGACCAGUCGGUUGAUAAACCAUGCCCGAUUUAUAAAUAGCUGCUAUAGACUUAUCAGCAGGAGUUAAAGUACAAUAGUGUGCAGUGAUGAUCCACUAAAACGCAUUAAAAUAUACAUUAUGAAAAAGUAGUUUUCUUAUUUAAGUGCAUUGGGCCUGUAUUGACUUUGGUAAUGAUACUAGACAUAUUCAUCGGUAAGAAAAAAGCAUUACGUUUUAAAAGCUAAAAGAAGUUAUUAAGUAAUUAAUAACUUACAGUCACCUCGGUGUUUGAAACUGGUCUUUAAUAGAGGAAGUAUAUUUAUCGAUGUUAAUUUAGACCAUGUCGAAAUAAAGCUAUUAGGCACAGGCUAAAUCUUUUUGUCUGAUUUUCGUUUGUUUGUUUGCUGUUUGUUUUCGGUAUAGAUAAGUGAUUUGGAUUUUUUUUACAUUUUGGGUAUUCGCAUUCGUAGGCGUUAACACAUCGGUUAAUCUUAGAACAUUCAUUCUCAAGAAAGAAGUCUCUAGACACGCAACCAACUGUUGGGUGUGGAGGACUUAAUUCGGGGUCAUUAACUGAAUCUGCAUGCGUUGGCAAAACAAAUCCGGUACUUAGAAUGAAUUUUCAGGAUUCGCUAGGAAUGCGUCAGGAGGUAAAAGUCUCUUCCGGUGUAUUGAUCGAGAACCUGGUAAACAAUUGUAGACAGAGAGUUUUAAUUCCACUCCUGCCAUUCGGAUGAGCCUAUACGUUCAAUAUGGACUUAACACCACGUACAGUGGCUAGAGAUCGAGAUUUCGUGCAUUAGAGUGGAAGACAAGCCCGAACACCCUUCUGAAGUAAAACUAAAUUAUUGAUCAACAUGUCUUCCGUCAUAAAUUUGUCUCAUAUGACUUAAUCAAAGGGGAUAUACGAACCGCGAAGUCAAUAUUCAGGAGGAUUGAAUCCUAUGUAACGGAUCGAAGAAACUAGAAAUUUCAGAACUUAAACCUUUCCCUAGCUUCAGCUAAUUCUUAGCCUACGUUUUGAGCUAUUUUUGUUGAACAGGUCUUAAAAUGAAGAAAAAAGUUGAAGAAUUUCCUAGUAGACAUGCGCACGUACACAAUACUACUAAGUAAGGACAAGUUCAAAUCUGGUGAAAAUGUCAUGAAGCAAAACUUUUUAACACAGUAGACGCCGUAUGAGGCAAUAAGUUUUGUCCAAUAAAAUGCACUAAAUAUAUCACUGAAAUCACCUAAAAAGUGGGUCAGACGAAGGAAACUUUGCCGGAUUUCAAACCACGUCACUUAUCAACUAAAUUAGGAAGCAUUACGACAGUCAUGCAUUACUUAGAGCAUAGUGGUACUGCACGCAUGCGCAAGCCACUUGUACUAUAACGAGGCUUCAGUGUAACAGAAUUUCGCAAGUCGCACAACCAAUUUUUAUGGCAUAAACUUCAGACUGGUUAAAACUGAGCGGAGAUAUAUUGUCGUAAAUUAUGCUUGAUAGCAUCAUCCACGUUUUUGACAAGAUUUAGUUGAAUCGCUUUCAAAAAGUUUAUUAUAAACUACAACAGAAUUGCUACAUAUUGCAACAGAAGCUAGUUGUUGCAAAAUGCGACAACUUGUAACUGGGACACUGUUUAUUAGAAAUUUCGAGAGGUAUUACAAAGUUAGAUGAUUAUAUAUAAUCAUCAAAUCGUUACUAUGUGCUUUUCUUAUAUAUAUGUAUAUAUAUAUAUAUAUAUGUAUAGACCAGUAGGUGAACUACUCAAAUCCUGAGUGCAUGGGUAUUUAAUACAAGCCUGUUUCGUAGGCCACCGAAAAGGUGACCCACUCUUCAGUUAAACUCCAUUAUAACACUGAAGCGUCAGAGUCUACAUCAAGAAAAGUGAUUGCGUGAUAGAAACGGCUACGUAUAACGUCAGAGUCUACAUCAAGAAAAGUGAUUGCGUGAUAGAAAACAAAUAAUAGGCUGAUAUUUCGAAUUUGUAACGUUUGAAAUUUAAAUAAUUUUGAAAAUCAUGCCCGCGAAAAGCCCGCGGCCGCCUACAACUGAACAUGUCUCUUUUUUAACAUGUCUCCGGUUGUGACCGUGAUGUCUUGUAGAGACCCUUGACUUGUUCACUCACCAGGCAUUCUGCGCGUUUUGUAAGGUUGGUGUAAGGCAGUCUUAUCUUUUUUUUGCCUACAGCUACAGGUGUUGCGUGUUCUCAUUCCUUCUUUUCAAGUCUUUUGGUUUCUGUGGAACUGAGCUGUUUUGUCUUUUUUUGUCCAUCUUCGUAUAUAUAUACCAGGCAUUCUGCGCUUAGCGGGCAGUCUUCUUUUUUCCUACAGCUACACGUGUUCCCUUCGCUUUUCUGUGGCUGAGCUGUUUUUGCCAUCUUCGUAUAUAUAUAUACGUUGUAGUUAAUUUUUUAUCUCAGGUAAUUUUUGUUUUUCUUUUGUUUUUGUGUAUGGUUAUGUAUGCUAAAAAAGUGAAGUUGAAACAAAAGAAAAAUAAGAAUUACCUGAGAUAAAAAAUUAACAACAACACAUAUAUACUUACUUGAAACUCUUAUGAAUAUAAACCAACACGCACGACUUAGUUUCAUAUUAUCGACAAAAGUUUAAUUUAAAAUAUUUAGAAUGCAGAAUCACUGUCGCUGAAAGAACAGUUUCCGGAUGAUGGCAGUAUACAUCUUCCUCGGUUAACGCCCACUCUCCGCAGACAACUUCCUCCACUGAAUGUGAAAAUAAACUAUAGGGGUAAUCUAUAGCAGACAGUCAUAUAACAUUACUCAGUUUCAUUAAUAGAAUGAAUAAUUUCGAUUCUCGUCUAUAUGUUCUGUUUUCUAGAACAAAGAACUCCAUAAUUUAUAAUUAUUUAUCUUUUUUACAUACCACCCUGCGGGGUAUGGUAAUUAGCUCAAGAGAAUUUUCAACGAUAAAAUAACUUCUUUGACAAUUCAAAUGAUGUAAUUGUUGGGUUAUACCCUGAUUGAGAUUUUAAAAAUAGACCCUAACUUGAGUUGUGGCAGCUUCUCUCAUUUCUUCUUCAUGAAACCAACGCCUGGAUAAUGAAUGUUGGACGAUCUACACCGAAAAGUAAAAGCAAAUGUUAUUAUAUUAUUUAUGUCAUUUAUUAACGCGUGCCUGAGGCGAUGAGCAUGAUUUUAAUUCUAAAUUUAAUUCACAACACAAUCCCAACAGAAUUCUUAAUUGCCUUGCCUGAGUUUGGAAUUCUGAUCUUCCGUCCUCAGCCAGAAAACGAGGUAACUGUAUCAACAAAUUGAGCUUUUUAUCUUGCAUAGUUAAUGUAAAUAUAACUUCUUGGGGUCACGUUUUAUUUUCUCCUCUUUUUUUCUCGAGGCUCAGUUUCAUGCAUAAAGAGAUCGAUAGUCAAAAAGGUCAAAAAGUGUUUCGUUUCUCAUCGCCCUCUUAUUUCGUUAAAGUGAGUCAGUCGAUCGACCAGACGUAAUAAGAUCGCAACUAUAGGCACCGGAUCACGAUUCUAAAGCAAAUGUUUAAACAGCGGCGUAACUUCUGAGAAAACGGAGAAGGAGUACGUGCGUUCACUGAUCCACAGAAAUGAAUCAGCAUUACGGUACCGGUUUGAAGGGAAAAAAAUAAAAGCUAAGGUGAAAUUAAUUUCCUCUGAUCGAAAAAUCGUAGAAGGCAACAUAUUGUCCUCUCCGAAGCUUAGUUUAAGAUCAGUUUGUUAUCCUAUUUUGCAGUAUGUGGGCAUGGCCCAGCAUUAAUGGUUACGCAACAAAAGAGCAAAUUAGACCGCAUGGUUUUUGCUAAAAAGGGAAGAAACUCACAGCUGAAAAUAUUAUAUGCACACUACCAUGAUAAUGAUUAAAAAUUAAAACGCUAAUUAAAACUUUGGUCAUCACAGAGGCUUAAAGAAUUGUCAGGUUUGUUUAAGACAUUGAGGAAAAUUAGCAUGUCAAUUAUACUGAGUCAGUCUUACUAUAUUCAGACGAUAAAUAGAUACUGAUUAUUUCUGAAUAUAAACCUAAUGAGCGGUACGGUUGUGACAGGACCGUUUGCCAUGGGCGAAUGGCUACCUGCUAUGAUCCAUAACGCUCACUGGUAUUCCACAACAGUUUUAGUUUUGCAAUUCAGCUUUUGCCUUGUCGGACAAAGUAACUUUUCGGGCCCGAAAUCGAAUAUUCAAACCGCGAAAUAAAAAGAAUAAGAGCGCGGGUCCUGGCCAGAAAACUAUUCCUGGACCAUUUUUUUUUCAUUAACUGAUAGUUUUAUCACGUUAGACUCAAAGCUAUUGAAACCUUUAUCUUGCAUGUAAACAACAACGGCUUUGCGAGCGCGUUUAUUAUUGAGACGUUUGAGAAAUGGGCCUCUGGUGCUUAGUUAGUGCAUUCCACAUCGAUGUUGAUGCGUAACUAAAUGAGUGUAAGCCAUGAGUGGUUGUUCAACGCAGGGAACAACAAGUUUGCUCAUGGCUGCAGAUCGUGUCUUGGUAUCAAGAUGCAAUUUAGUAAUUCUGUCUUGAAGUCUAACUAAAGAGUGCGGGAUAAAGGGGGAGGGAAAUUGGCUCGUGAUUUAAGCUAGACGGCUUUCUGAUAAGAGUUGCACUUAUUAUUUUUCGUUGCGAAUACGAGUCCUCCAUUUGCGGUCCGAUAGCUCACAUAAGGAUUUUCUUAGUAUAUGGCAUUACACGAAGCACCAUCACAUCUCUAUAAAGUAAUGACAACAUGACGCAUAGUGUUCCAAAAGCAAACACUACUAACUAUGCGUUUGAUAUGACGUCUUUUGUUCACAUCUGAAAAUCGAGAGGUAUAACCGAAGUUGGGAAAAAAUGUUUUUAUCGUACGUGACUACCGCUUAAGUUAAAUCAAGUUCUGGCUUGUAGCCGGGCCGCACCCCCGGCACCUUUUCCAUUUCCACAGUAGCGUGUUUUUAAUAAGAGGAAUAAUAUCUCAUGACGUUUGAACGUGCCGGCGUGUUAUCAGCUGAUUUGAUGUUGUUUUCUGAAUUCUUUCCAUCGGAGCCAAGUAAAACAGUUCUAACUUUGUGGAAAAAAUUCCGUGGCGUCUGCCAUUUUGCUGAACCAGACGUUCGUUGGCAAUUGUUUCGAAAAAAAUCAUUUCCAUUUUAAGAUUUUACCAAAUCUGGCCAGGUGUAUUACAAUAAAAUUCUAUAAUUGCAGAAGUAAAGAGGAUAUAUAUUAUAGAUCAGAACGUCAGCAAGUUAAGUAAAACUGACAGUUUGUUGGGUCGGUCACAAUUAUAGUCAAAUCCACAGCAUUAUUACUCUAGACUGAUAUAAAUGUGAUCAGACUGUCCAUAUGCAAAUUUGCAUUUUCUUCUGUCUUCUUGCUGAAAAAAAGGCCAAUUCAGUGUGAAAUAGAAAUGUAUGAUAAUUAGUUGAAACAAAUUCGGACUGAAAAUAAAAAUUAAAGCGAGGAUAAAAUUGAACCACGACAUAUACACCAGGCUCCUUUAAAGAAAAAACGACAUAAACCAAGUAAUCUGGGCGGAUAGCAAAUGGAAAUGUCUGACAUUGCUCAUUAAAUUUGAAUGCACAGCCAUAUCCCCUUGGCCCAUAUCCAUCAUUUGCUCACUAAAAGACCUGUUGCAACUCAAUUACUGACACGUGCGAGCCCACGGUGGUUGCAGGUUAGCUUCCAGGUUUAAGGGGGGGUGCUUGGACCGUGCUCUGGGUAGAGGUGCUGCUGAAAGUUUCAAACUCUGACUUCUAAAACAACAUUAAACAAAAAUAACCAGACUUAAAGGGGCGAUAAACCUCAGCUUGUUUAGUAUCAAGAUCCUUGCUGCCACUGGUUUCACACCAAGUGUUCUGCAUUGAUAACCCUUCCUGAUCAGAAUCAGAAUAGCAUACUUUCUCGCGAAGUUGUAAAAUAAUAUCUAAUAUUAAGCAAAAAUUGAUUAUGUCCGUUUUCGUGGACGGCGCAAGGCAGUUUCAGAGCUUUUUUUACGUCAAACUUAUUAACAGAAUCAUAUAUACACGUUUAAAGCAAUAUCAGCGAUAUUCUGCCCCGCGGCAAGGAUCUGUCUAGGCCAAUUAUACGAAAGUGCAUCCCCCGGGUUGCCUAGCCCGACGAAUUGUGCUCCGAGAAGCUAAUUUAAAAGCACUUGCCCAAAGACACAACGGACUAAGGGGACCAACUUUCUCCCACUAGGACCGAUCCAGUCAAGCUUUGCCUUCCUUUAAUUCAGUUUAGUGAAAGAUCUAACCAUUCAAUUUUUCAGACACAGUUGGAAUCCUUUUGGCCAAGGUUAGUCGCAAAAACGCGCGCUGGUAGCAAUGAUGUUAUUGUUCACUUUUGUAUUCGAAUGCACAUGUUUAAGUUGAUCUUGACUUAAAUUUUUGAAAAAGCUUGCUCGACUGGAAAGCAAAUCAUAGUUGCCAAAGAAUCGUCAACGGCAUCCUGACAUUAGCGGAAAAUGGGCGCAUUUGCUGGGUUAUUUGGAACGUAAUCCAUUUUGGAGUCGGUCGAUCGUUUCAUUGUACUUGAACAAAUCGUCACUUGCAUGUUUCGUUGAGAUUUUGCAUUUUAAUUUACUUUUCAGACCAAGGUAUCUUUCCUCUUUUUGUCUUCUUUGAGCAUUUUUUGCUAAGAAUAACUUUAAAAGCCUUCGACCAAGCUUGAAAAAACAAAAAUGCUAAGCUCACAUCAAUUUUUUUUCAAUACAUCUACAAACGUGUCAUAUCCGAAUGCGAAAUUUGCAUAAUAUCUUUACUAAUUUUAUGUAGUCCUUGGUAACAUGUUUUUCCAACACUUUUUCGUCUCAAGAGAAUAAUAUGAUGAUAUGUGAAACAUUAUUUUUAUUAUCUGUUAAAUCACAAGAUGUUCCACCUUAAUAAACAGACCAAUAUGUUUCUGAAACCUAUAAAUGAGACGGUUAAACUCGGUUGUUAUAUCAUGAGCGAUAAGAAAUAAAAAUAAACAACAGUGUAUUUCGUCUUGAAAAUGAAAUAUUCAUUCGUUUGCUCACCGUACAAAUAGUAGAAAGGUGCCAACCUUUUAUGAGUAAAAUCAGUUAUUUUCCAUAUACUUUAAUUUGCUCACAUUUCGCAAAAGUUUCAUCUUUUUGAUAAAUUGUUUGUUUCUUUUUUUUCCCUUGUUUUUUCGCAUGCACGCAUAAGGCACAAAAGCUCUGGAGUCGUGACUCCUGCGAUAUCAUAUGAGGCGCAUAAGGCUCAGAUAUUUUCGAAGUGAUUAUCACCUGCUCGAUGCAAGCCACUCUCGUUGUCAUCGAUCAGCAAAUCAGACCUCCUGCUUCGUUUGAAAUGUUAAAUCUCUCACUUGUAUUAUUUCAACACACUCAAUCUUGUCAAUGGAGUUUACGCUCUCUCCUCCGCAGAAGCUCCCACUAGGUAUCCUUAUAAAAAUAGCUAUAAUCGAGAAAAUAGACCCCGCGCUCUCUUUUUCUUUCUCCUCAGCCUCCCCACAACAGGCCUCUGCAGAGGAGAGAGGUAGUUUACCGCUAUAACCGCAAAGUUCUGACUGUCAAGCAGUACAUCACAUUUGGGAUUUUCGAUCAUAGUUAUGAAGUGGAUUAAAUUAAAUUUCAUAUCCUUAUUCCUUAAUAAAUCAUGAUUACAGAAUGAUAUAUUAGAGUUUUAAUGAAAAUUUUUUCGGGCCAAUUUGCUUUGCCUUGGUGAUCGAGUAUGUUGUUUGUUGACAGGUUUUUUUCUGCUCGACGAUGUGAGUAUGGAAACAAAUUAGGCGUAUAUUUUAGUUUCCAUAGAACUAAAAGAUUUCACAGUAAGGUCCGCUUAUAACGAGAAAUUUGGGAUGUUCGUGAUUAGGGACGUUUUGGUUGAUGCCAACAAAUUAAUACUUAACUUCGUUUGUGAACAUUAAUGAAAGAAAAGUUAAUUCAAUCCGUUUUUCUCAUUUUUCGAUACCGUAUGUAAACUAUAGUAACGUAAAAUUCCCCGGCCCGUCUAUCUUCAUCAACCUCGUCCCCAGGGCUUUUGCCUAAGAUAAUGGAGUUCUUGAUCUCCAUUGGAAAAGCCCUGGGUACAAGGUAAAAACAUACCUGGAAAGACCAAGAGGUAAACUACUAUGUCUCGUGGCCUUGCUAUCCAUUAGUCUAUGCGUUACUUAUUGGAUAAAGCACCGGGCACUCCUGGCCGUCGGUAUUAUAGAUUUGAAUCCAAAAAGUUUACUCACAUUUUUCUUUCAGUCUUCCAUACUAUACUAGCGUGCUCUUUCGUGAAGCAUUUCAUUAUAAGGAGCAUUCAUUCACCAUCUUUUUUCAUUUAUAUCACCUUUAAUUUUCACUGAUUGUUCUCGAUUCUCCCGGCGCUUAGUUUACUUGAUUAAUGUUUACUUUUAAUGACAUCUCUUUUUCCAGUUUUAAUUGAAACAAAAUCAUGGAUACCUUUGGCAAAGAAGCUCUUGAAACCCAUAACAAGUUCCGUGCAGCCCAUCAAGCGCCCGCUCUCUCGUGGUCCAGCGCCCUUGCUCGUGACGCGGAGGCCUGGGCCAAGAAAAUAGCACGAGAAGGUCGCCUUCGCCACGACGAUACGAGCGACGGGGAAAACGUGUUCAUGGUUUUUGGACGGGAAAUUGACGGAAGUGAUGCCGUGAACAGUUGGUACAGCGAGGUGAAGAAUUAUGACUUCAGUAAGUCUGGUUACCAGACGAACACAGGCCACUUCACUCAAGUUGUUUGGAAAGGAAGUAGGGAACUGGGAAUAGGCAAGGCCAAGAGUGUUGACGGGAAGGUGUUUGUGGUGGGUCGUUAUAGACCGGCAGGAAAUAAUAUGCGGGCGUUUGGAGAAAAUGUCUUCCCUUCAAAGGUGCGUAUUCUAACAAGUUACUAGCCUGCAAAGCAGGCGCAUUUUGGAGCGCGAUACAUGAUUUGUUUUCGGGAAUAACGUUGUCUCGUCAUCUUGGACGUUAAUACUACCAGAGAGUUGGGACGAGUCAAAAACUGAUUUUAAAGGAGAGGUUGGUGGCAUGGGUUUUAAAAGGCCCCUCGUCCCUAUUCCUUUGCUUUUAAAGAUGGGGCCGCGAUCAAUGUACAUCCGAGUUUCCGUUAAAAAACGCCUGCUCUGCAGACUAACAAUUCACUGCUUAUCUCUGUAUCUUGAUGCCGGUUUAAAACUAUUUUUGUGAUAAUUCUAACACCCUUUGACAUAGACAUUAAGAUUUAACUGUUACCGCGCUUAUAUUUCUAGUAAACUGCUUCAAGCCUUUUAACUCACCGCUUUGACAAGGUUAAAAAAAGAAUUAACAUUAUUUUUUCUUGCAGGAUGGACCUGUGAAAAUACCUGAAAAGGAGACAAAGAAGACUACACCUGUUCAGUGGAAGCAUGAGGAAAAGCGAUCGCAAGGAAGUGGAGACGGAGCAUCGUCUCAGAGAAAAGAGGAAACGGUAAUAAAUUUUAACACAACUGCAAGCUAACUCUAUUUGUUGCAUGGCUUCAAAGAGUAUCUAUGUAAAUUCUCUAAAAAAAGACAACAAAAUAAGGCUCAACACAAUAAAACGCUAAAAAAAUAUUAUCAUUAUCAUUAUUAUUAUUAUUAUUUUCAUGUCUCACCCCUAUAAGUGGCCUUAUUUGCCCAAAUCAUCUAGAAGAUAUAUCCUAUAGCCUUAGGUGUCUAAGGUCCUUCUUCUGAUCUUGGCUGUGCCCAGCAAACGAGCUUUCUGAAGCGAUGCAAUCAGGAUUCCAGGUGUUCCCAACUUACUGCUGAUCCCCAUUGAGGUGUUUACUCACAGUCCCAAGAGCCCCAAUUACAAUAGGGAUAUACUUCUGCAGUUCCGGAUCUUUGCAUCUCCACACUCUUUAAGUCCUGAUAGUGGUCGAUCUUCUCUCUGAUCUGUUUUUUUCUGCCACGCGUGUAGCAAAAGGCAACUGAGCUACAUCGACAAUCAAGUCUAUUGUGGUCUAAAUGGUGAUCUGUCUGAAUUCAGAUAACUUUACUUAAUCUGUCUGAUGUCUGAUAACUUUACUUGGUCAUUUUCUUUGACUGCCUCUGGAGAUCUAGAGUAAUCAUAUACCAGGUUUCGUUGCACGGCAGCCAAAUUUAUCGUGUCCCCAGUUCUUAUAAUGGUUUUGAGCUGCUAUUAUCAUUAUUAUUACCAUUAUUAUUAUUUUCUUUAUUAUUUCCAGUAACAUAAUGUUCGCAUAAUGUGGGCUCUCGAAAAAUUGAUGGAAAGUUUAAAGGCCAGGAGAUCGCCGGGUUAUAAUAAUAAUGAUAAUAAUAACGAUUUUGUCAGUUGUCUGCAUCCCUCUGUAAGUUAUGAAUUUAUGUAUACUAGGUGGAAUAAGUAAAGACAUGAUAGGGUUGCUGUUUUUGUUUGUUUUUUGUUUUUCCUUCUUAAAUAAAAGGUUGUGACGUAUCCAGAUGGCACUAAGAAGACCGUGGUAUCUACAGUAACGGUAACUCUUAAGGGAAAUGGUACGUAACGUCAAUUGAUGACAUUGCUUCUUAACUUGAUUCAGAUUUGUCCUGAGGUGCUGUGAAGAACACGUUCUCUGUGUAUAACUUCAUCGGGUUUUGCGUAGGACUUAAGGAUCUGCAGGGGCGGUUCCGGAAAAUUCAGAAAGGGGUGGCCGAGACACUUGCCCACUUGCCCACUUGCCAGCAAUAUUAUAGAUACUUUCAUUUUUCUGAGAGUUUUUUAAAAAUAACACAAAAUUUCAAAGAAAAAGGGUGGCUGCGCCCCCCUCGGCCCACCCCUAAUUCCCCACCUUGAUCUUUAAGUCCAAGUUCGAGACUUGCGCCAUGACAUUUUUCUGCCUCUCUGCACCCUCAGUUGCAGCUAAAUGCGGAUGCUCUUGAAAAAAGUACUGCUGUCAAUCACAACCCUUGAUUUCAUGUUCUAAGUGUACUCAACGUAAGUUUUGCUUUUUAUUCUUUCUGAUUUCUGGUACAUUGCAGAUCAAAAGGGCUUCUCUAAAGAAACUGUCACAACUCAAACUUUCCAUGGUAAGUACACUGCAGUCUUCAAGUAACGUUAGUUGCCAAACAUUCCGUAAUUAUAAGAAACCAGGUUGUCGAUUGGAAACGACAAAUUAAUAUGAUGAAAUUAUUUGUAUAUUGCAGAAACAGGCGAACGAAGUAACUUUUCUAGAGACAUGAGAAAGGCCCUUCCUCAAGGUGGGUGAACAUUUAUUACCUCACAAAUGGCCCUUUUUUGUAACUCCUGCUCUUCCACCUAAGGCUGGGUGGGGACGGUGGGGUGAAUACGGUACCGUCUGAUUCUUCCAGCAUGAUUUUCUAAUGUUUUGAAAUUUUAUUCAAAAGGCGCUGGUUUUGCUGGAAGGAAGGUACAGGUAUUUGUCGGGGGAGGGGGGUAGCAGUUGUCUCUUUCGUAAACGGUGGCUGCCUUUUUAAGACACUUAGAAAAUUUUUGACCUGUUACUGAGAGUGUUUCUGUUAUCGCAAAGCAGGUUCGAACCUGGACCAUUCGUAUGAUUAUGUCUCUCCCUUACCACUAUACUUCCACAUCGACCUGCCAGAAUUCCGAAAAAUUUGAGUACAUAUUACUAACAAACUGUUUUUCGUAAAUGAUACGUCAAUAACAGGUGACCCUAGCUCUAUCCAUAACUUUUAACGUAAUUUCAACUUGGGCUUCAACGUCGCUCUUUCUAAGACUAUUAAAAGACGUAUUAUUUUCUUUAUUAUAACGGGAAUAUAUGACAUCUAUCAUGACUAAAGGCUUGGUUACCAGUGGUAGCAUCGACCGUUAAAAAUCGCAAAGACCGUUUAAGAAAGGGAAAUAAGCGACGGCCGAUAAUUUUCUAUUAUGGAUUUUAGCUGCACUGACUAAAAUGAGAAGCAUCGUUCUAGUUCCCUUUUAACAAUGCACCCACUUAGAGCAGCCGUUUUACCUCCUAGCAGCAGUAAUGUUUUGCUUCGCUCUAGUUUUCAGGGGCACCCAACGAGGAUAUAGUUCAAAACCACUUAACAUAGUUUUUUACCUCCCCUAAAAACUUUUCAUCUGCAGCAAAAUCUAGUGAUCAUAAUAUCAAAAACUACCUUCUCGAAAACUUCAGCUCUAGUUUUUUUUUAUUUCCAUUUUGUCGAUGAAAAAGAGAUUUUACUUCCCAAAAAUCUGAACAAACACCGUAAUUUCAGAAAAAGAUUAGAUGAGGAAGGAUUAUGAGGAGUUACAUGGGUGAACAGUAUCAUAAUUAUGUGAUUAAGUCUCGUACUGAUCAAUGCCUAAUGACCAUCUAUGCAGCUUUAAACCCGUCUGGUCAUUAAUCAGAUUAAUGAAAUAUUUGUACAUGUUCUGUAGAGUCCUUAGGUUCCAGCCGGGCAGGCGACCGGGAUACCAAGCCGUCUUCAACAGCAGGAG